Molecule: messenger RNA, 368 nt
Organism: Paramecium pentaurelia
Lineage: Eukaryota; Ciliophora; Oligohymenophorea; Peniculida; Parameciidae
Source: the annotation of a GenBank genome assembly
AUGUUUGAGAUCAAAUGGAAGGGGUUGGUAAAUAUAUAAUUAAUUAUUUUAGCUUAAUCAAUAAAUUUAUUUAAUUCUUUGUCCAUUACUUAGGUCAAUAAUAUAUAGUUUACAAUAAAUAGACAUUUAAUAUGAAAGUGUUUAAAAAUACAAAUAUUAAUAAAAUUAUAAAUUUCUAUUAUUAAUAUUUUUUUGGUUGAGAAUGGUGAAGGCUUUCCAGGUCUUGAGUGAUUUGGCCUGGGGUAUAUCAAGCCCUAAUUCGAGUAGGGAUACCCCCUUUGAACCAAAUGAGAAGAGAAGAAAUAGUCCGAAGUACAAGGAAUUGUCCCCUUAUUCAUAAAGCGGGACCCAUUAUCUCUUUAGUUUGA